Messenger RNA from Oncorhynchus gorbuscha (pink salmon), 1380 nucleotides. RefSeq names its product NK2 homeobox 2a (gene nkx2.2a). The record is from RefSeq and is a predicted model, not a curated record. NCBI's taxonomy places the organism in Eukaryota, Metazoa, Chordata, Actinopteri, Salmoniformes, Salmonidae. The transcript has 3 exons. Gene Ontology annotation, molecular function: RNA polymerase II cis-regulatory region sequence-specific DNA binding; DNA-binding transcription factor activity, RNA polymerase II-specific. Bases 328 to 1080 code for a protein of 250 amino acids. Gene Ontology annotation, biological process: cell differentiation; regulation of transcription by RNA polymerase II. Gene Ontology annotation, cellular component: nucleus.
AUGUGUUGAGACCAACCUUAUAUGGGCUGAUCGGACCGGUAAUGGCUUAUGUCCCCCUAGCACCCAGCAGUAGCACAGUAUACAUGAGCCAGAUAUAGCACUUCAGCCACUUUGGCAUUCUUCCUGGACUUUACAGAACUGAUUGCUCUUCUACUUGGUUAGGUAAUGCGUAUCGACAGAGGCUCAUGAUUUGCUUUGACUGUAGUACAACCUAGAACGGAACUGAGAGAUCCUUUUUUUUUCCUGAACAGCGAUUGUGUUUUGUCUUUUAAAACAGCGGAUUGACAAACUGGUGCAGCAACUUUCCUGCAUACAUUUCCACAGAAUAUGUCGUUGACCAACACAAAGACGGGCUUUUCUGUAAAGGACAUUUUGGACCUCCCUGACACGAAUGAUGAAGAAGGAUCUAUCACUGGACCGGAGGAAGAUAACGAGGGAUCAGAGACAACAAAAAACACUGGAGUUUUGGUGCAAAGUCCUCUAGAAAACGUUCAGAAUCUGCCUAUAAAGAACCCCUUUUAUGAUAGUAGUGACAAUCCUUACACAAGAUGGCUUGCCACCACGGACAGUAUCCAAUAUUCGCUGCAUGGUCUAUCAGCUAGUUCUCAAGACUCAGCCAAGUCCCCAGAACCCUCCGCGGACGAAUCGCCAGACAAUGACAAGGAAACUUCAAGCAACGGCAGCGACUCCGGUAAGAAGAGAAAAAGAAGAGUGCUGUUUUCCAAAGCACAGACGUACGAACUUGAGCGUCGAUUUAGGCAACAGAGAUACCUUUCCGCGCCAGAGAGAGAACACCUCGCGAGUUUGAUUCGCCUGACUCCAACUCAAGUGAAAAUUUGGUUCCAGAAUCAUCGAUACAAAAUGAAGAGAGCGCGCGCUGAAAAAGGACUUGAAAUGUCUUGUAUAACAAGCACAUUCUUUUCAAGUAAGAUGGCCAUUGGAGACUACGCCAACAAUCAUGUUCCAAGAGUUGAUUGUUUAUGCCUCUCGCUAAAUGGAUUGUCUCACCUUCUUCACAAGAUGAACCUGAGGUGCUUCAGAUGCCAACAGUGUGAAGCGAUGCUUGGAUUUUCAGUUUGAUAAUGACUGCCCACCAUCUGUCUCAGACAGACAGACUGACACAAUUCAAUCAGAGGACAAUUUAACCUGCACCAUGAUAACAAGACACAACUUUGGAUGGAAGCUCUGUGCAUAAUAUAACAACUCAAGUCUCUUUAAUGUUGUGAAAUGUCAUAGAUGUAAGUCAAUUAUCAUCAACCUCUAUAUGUGGGUCCCUGAAAUAGUCCCAUUUGUGUUGAUUGUAUUAUGUCAAUGACCAAUGUUAUUUAUCUGUGUUUGACCGUAGUGAAAUAAAGUUACAUCUGUCUCAUUUUAUGAAAA